AAGGCAGACGACGUUUCUGGUUGUGGAUUGGUCCUGUCACUGUGUCUGCUUCUCCUUUUGGUUAGAGAGAGAGAGAGAGAGAGAGAGAGAGGGAGAUGGGUGGAUGUUUUCCUGGAAUGGAUGAGCUGGAAGCCUUCUUAAUGCAGGAUGAAGAGGCGGCGCCACUCAGCUUUCCCCCGGCGAUUGCAGAAUCCGGCAACAUCGGAAAAUCGAGAAUAAGCUUUGAUGAGUUGUGGGAUCUCCAGUCUCAGGAGGCCCAAGGGUUUGAUGAUCAACUAGGGUAUGUGGAGCAGCAACAACAGGAGGAAAUGGAAGAACUGGAGGAUGAAGAAGAACUAGAAACUGGUGGUGAUGAUAAGAAGAAAAAUAAGGGGAGUAGAAGUAGAAAUUUUGUAUUUGAAAGAAACAGAAGGAAGAGAUUGAAUCAACAGCUGAUGACUUUGAGGUCUCUUGUCCCUAACAUAACAAAGAUGGAUAAACGAUCUAUUCUAGUAGAUGCACAAGCUUAUCUUCAGAAUGUAUUGCAAGAGACAGAGAAAGAGUUGGAAAAAACCAGCUUAUCCUCAUCCUCCACUGCUUCUUCUGGGGAGUCAUCUUCUAUUACCCUUGAGGAUGAUGAAACUCCACCAUUAAUGGAAGCUUCUACAAAGGGUUAUGAUCGUAACGCAGCUCUGCCAACUAUAUCUAAGAUUGAAGCAUAUAUGAUGGAAAAAGAGAGAUUUCUAUUAAAGAUCCGUUGCAACAAGGCAAUGGGAGCAGUGGGUCUGGUGCAAAGGGCAAUAGAAAUGCUGGGCUUACAAAUUACAUGUUCUUCAAUUGAUGAGCUUGAUCAUGCCAACAUGUUGAUUACUACUUUCCUCCGUGUAUGUAUGGUUAAGAAAAAGGAUGGUGAGACCCAAGAAAAGCUAUUGCAUCAGGUGAGAACAAAUGCUGGAAAGUUGGGUCUUGUGCUUCAUCAUGAGGAUUCCUAGCUGUUACAUCUGAAGCAAAUUAUAAAUUUCAUAAUGCCUAGAUCCUUCUAUAAUCCCAUUUGCUUCUCAAUGAUUUCCAGCGGCGACUCUUGAAGGACUCUAACAUAGGUAUCGAAUCUUAUAUUUCGAUAUCAAGUAUGGUGUACUACUAUUUUAACAGUUUUGAUCCAAAUAUCUUAUACUCUGACAAUUGAUCAUUAAUUCAUGAAGCAAUUGGCCGGA
This is a messenger RNA of Macadamia integrifolia, 1193 nucleotides long. Its product is annotated as transcription factor bHLH35-like. NCBI's taxonomy places the organism in Eukaryota, Viridiplantae, Streptophyta, Magnoliopsida, Proteales, Proteaceae. The coding region runs from base 96 to 971 and encodes 291 amino acids. Gene Ontology annotation, molecular function: sequence-specific DNA binding; protein dimerization activity; DNA-binding transcription factor activity. The record is from RefSeq and is a predicted model, not a curated record. Gene Ontology annotation, biological process: regulation of DNA-templated transcription. The transcript is spliced from 4 exons. Gene Ontology annotation, cellular component: nucleus.